Molecule: messenger RNA, 381 nt
Organism: Cyphellophora attinorum
Lineage: Eukaryota; Fungi; Ascomycota; Eurotiomycetes; Chaetothyriales; Cyphellophoraceae
Exons: 3
Coding region: 1-381 (126 amino acids)
Source: RefSeq, a predicted model, not a curated record
AUGUCUUCUGCCAACGUCGAAGAGCACAGGAAACUCAUCCCCUUCAGCCAUUUCAUCUCCUCCACCGGCAACCACGGGUCAUUGAUGGUCUCCGACGUCUUCAUCGACCCAAGCAAGCUCAACAAACUGAUCGAGCUCUUGACCCCCUGUUAUCAUAAAAUGCACGCGUAUCCGGAGUGCAAGUUCAUCGAGAUGGCCCAGAACCCGCAGGACCCGGCACAUAUUAGAUAUGUCCAUGCUUGGACGAAGGGCACGGAUUGGUUCAGAGAGAAUAUUGAGACUCAGCCUUGGUUUGCUGAGUAUGUCAAGGAGCUUGCUGCGAUAUCUGACAAGAGUAAGAAGCGAAGCGUUGAGCACUUCAAUUGGAUCCCGCUGAAGUAG